UUGGCCGGAAUUCGUAUUACGCCGGAUGCAGAAAAUCCAAUUUGUAGAGUUCCAUUGCGAACCGACAUUUAUCAACUGGCUGCUCAAGCAAAUAUAUUAAACGUACCAGGUUCGGCUGUAGAAGCUCGACAAUCGAAUUCAGCGGCCAAAAAUUUUUACAGGAAAUUGACACGAGAAAUCCAAUCCGCAUCUGUGCCAAAAUCGACGGGUGAACACAAGACCAAGCCGACGCAAUCUAGUGUCAGAGAGCUACGAGGAUUAGGUUUGUCGCCCGAUCUUAUAGUCUGUAGGUCGGAAAACCCCAUUGGCAAUUCCGUCAAAGAAAAAAUUUCAAAAUUCUGCGAUGUGGUCCCGGAGCAGGUUAUAACUAUUCACGAUUUAACAUCUAUAUAUCGAGUGCCACUUCUUAUGGAAUAUCAAGGUGUCAUAAAAUUCCUCAAUGAUCGAUUGCAACUGAAUAUCGAAGUGCCGCGUCCGCGUUGCUUUAUGCGAAAAUGGCGGGAUCUAGCUGAACGCGUGGAUCACUUGCGGAAAGAUGUUAACAUCGCUAUAGUGGGUAAAUACACGGAACUCGAGGACGCCUAUGCCUCCGUUACGAAAGCGUUGCAACAUGCUUCCAUUGAAGCCGGAUAUAAAUUGAACUUGACG
Messenger RNA from Temnothorax curvispinosus, 648 nucleotides. RefSeq names its product CTP synthase-like. NCBI's taxonomy places the organism in Eukaryota, Metazoa, Arthropoda, Insecta, Hymenoptera, Formicidae. The record is from RefSeq and is a predicted model, not a curated record. The transcript has 3 exons. Gene Ontology annotation, biological process: pyrimidine nucleobase biosynthetic process; CTP biosynthetic process. Gene Ontology annotation, molecular function: CTP synthase activity; identical protein binding. The annotation marks the transcript as partial. Gene Ontology annotation, cellular component: cytoophidium; cytoplasm.